CGAUACAACCAUAUACAUCAAGGCCGAGGCAGACUGUUCUUGUUGACUUUCCUUGUUUGAAGGUCCCUGUGCAACACAGCGCAUCAGGACUAGUACUGCAAUUACGCCUGCUAUGGAUGUUAAGUGCACGGCAGAGCGCAUGGCAGAGCUCAGCGCCGAGCUGCGGAUGGCCAAGCUGACGCCAGCUGUUGCGAGGAGAGGACCGUCGGAGCUAAGGCAAGUAUGAUGCAUAUGCUUGGAGCCACGGCGGCAAACUUAGGCAUUCUGGCGAGCUGCCACACAACCAAGUCGUUUCCGCUCAGGGCAGAGGGCCGGUCUCUGCCCUGUUUCCGCUUGCUCGCGAGAUAUGCAGCCCACACAUUGGACAAACUAGUAGGCCUUCUGAUUAAAAGCUUUACUUAUCAAAAGAAUUAUGUGACGGCGACUUCUUCUUCUUCGAUGCAGACCGUCGCACUUGCGAGGCACCCAACAACCUUUGCUGGGCCACCCGAUGCAUAAAAGCCGGUGCCUCGAUGUGGGGUUGCGUUGGAACAAGGAUGCACCACCUUGCGCUGGGUCGACUUCGGCUCGAUAAAUAGCAGGCGUGGUAGCAGCGACCAGCAAGGAUUAGCAUGUCGGAGCUAAGCAAUGCGGCCGCACCUUCUGCGGCUUCUGGAUGGUGCGAGGACUCAGCUCUUCUCCACGCCAUCUACGACUUCCCCCAUCUCUCAGCCGCGGCACACCAGCAGGAUGCAACUGCGAGUGGGCUUGCGAAGUUGUUCGCAAAGUUCGUGGCUCAGCUGCCAUUGCCAUGUGGGUCGGGCGAGCUGUCAGCGGCAUCGGAUGCUUCCCCCUUGCCCGUUAUCUGGGCGGACCUCGCACCCAAUGACGGUACGUCUCUUGCCGCAACCGCCGACUACCUCACGUCGGACCAGGUGACGUGGUUUGCCGACUUCGGCUGCGCGGUCCUGGCUACUGGAGCACUGGGGCAUGGCGGAGAUGCGGGUGAGGUGCAGGCGGCGCGCGGCCAGGACCUGCGACCGCGGCCCGACCACGUAUCCCUCCACGUGGUGGCACCGGAAUGCUGGCGCUUCGAGGCUCACAGCUCCCCCGGCGGUUCGGUACAGCACACCGCCAAGCCCGCUGCCGGCCCCGACACCGCGCCCACCGUGUGGUCAUGCGGCAACACCAUCCCCACGUCCGACCUGCCGCGCGUGCUGGGCAUCAUGCACGAGCUGAUAACCAAGAGCCGCAAUGCCAAGGCCAAGGAUGGUCGGAAGGGCUUCCAGCGCACCCCUGCCUUCAUCGUCGAAGUCGCUGGGCUGGCACUGCAGCGGCUGUGGGAGCAAGAGCAAGACGGUGGUGGGGGCGGCGGCGGUGCUGGUGUGGCGAGCAAGCUGCCGCAGCCGCGCGGCGGCACUACGGAUGUGGGUCAACACACCGGCCACGACACCGUGCGCAACACGUGCUGGCCUCUGGUGCGGGCUGUCGUGCAGGUUUCGCUGCAGUCCACGGGCGUGUGCGGCCCGCAGCAGCUGCCCGACCUGCUGUUCCGCCGCGCCAUGGCCCACAUGGACCUGUGGCUGCUGCGCCGCCAGGUGCAGUGCCUGAGCAGCCCCGCAGCAGCCGCCACGCCGAUCGCACUAACAGCGGCCAUGCACAUGCUGCACGCCACUGCCGCCAAGGCCGCAAACCUGGCGGCGGAGGGCGAGGACGUAUCGGCCUUUGUGUCAGAUUGUGACAAGUCACGGUCGGAGGUGGAGGGGGUUGCGGCGGAGCGGGCGUGUCAGGCGGCGGAACAGCACAGCUUGCCGGAUGCAGGCUCUUCGGACGCACUGGGCGUGAUGCAGCUUCCAGCCGGUGUGCUCCCGGGACUGCCACCCGCUCAGCGGACUGCUGGCGGUCUGGAGGCAGCGCUGCAGCGCGCCCAGGCCAACCUGGGCUCCGUGCCGCUGCUGGAGCCGGGCGCAUCCCUCGUGGAUAUGCAGGGAAUGCUGGAGUCAGCGCUCUGGUCCAAGCCUGCCGGUGACGCAACGGCACAGCUCGUGCUCCGCUCCGUCGAGCGCGAGCUGUUCACACGAGCCGCCGCGCUACAGGUGAGCAGCAGCCGCCGUCAGCUUUCAGAUGCAACCCUGGAGGUGCUGGAGGCCGUUGUCGACACAUACCGGAACGCGCUGCACGCCUUCAUGCAGACGCCUGCAGCGCAGUCAGCCAUGCAGCCGGAGCUGCGCAGCCGCGAGGUGCUUGUGGUGUGGUGCGCCUAUUGCCUGGCACACGACUCGGUGGCGCGGCGGCACCCGAUGGUGCGCGGGUACAGGCCCGCGCUGCAGUUUGAGGACCUGCGGCACCUGGUGCUGUCGGACCGGCCAGCGGUCGAUGCGGUACUGGCGGUGGCGGCGUACCUCAACCAGCAGCAGCAGUGCGGCGGGCCGCCGUUGUUUUCGCUGCGGGACGGCGGCAGUGGCACCUUCGGCUUUGCCGAGCGCUUUGCAGGGCAGGACAGCCAGCUGCAGCAGAUCCUGGCCAGCGAGAGGGCAGACGCGACAGCUCGCGUGGACGCUCACUGGGCCAAUGUGCAGCAGCAGAAGCGCGAGCUGGCAAAGGCGCGUCAGGACCUGGCGUCCUUGCAGGCCACUGAACAAAGCUUGCGGACUCAGCUCAGCCGGGCAGGCUACUGCUCGUCUGAGUAUAACAAACUGAUCAGCCGCAUCAACAGCAACUCAUCGGCUCAAAGCGGCUGCAAGUCCCGCAUCAGCAGUCUGGAGAAACCGCCGGCACCGGUGCUGCAGCCGCUGCCUGCCGCAGACAGCCUGGCGCGGCGGUGGGUGUUUUUCCUCCACAUGCCGCCGGCAUUCCGCUGCCUGUCGCGGCUCAGCUUCCUGGGGCAACAGGUGCUGCUGCCGCGGCCGCUGGACGGCCGCAGCCCGCAGCUGGCAGCUGUGUAUGCAGUUGUGUCGGUGCAGCUGCCACCCACAUCUGUUGUCGCUUACUACAACGAGCGCCGCGCACUUCGCACCUACAUUGCCAGACCGACUCAGGCCUUUGAUGGCAAGGAUGGGGCCGUAAUGCUUUACGCGAGUGGCGAGCCGCCUCAGAAGGUUGGGCCCACAAGCAUCGACCAUUACAACUCGCCAGCCGAUGGCGUGUGGUACCCAGACUCCCUGGAGCCCCACUUGUUUUGGAGCGGCACCGGCAGCGCUGCCGACAGCGGCUGCGGCUUCCCGACGUACUUCAACCCAUUUGCGUGUGUGGAUGUCACCACCGUGGAGGAGUUCUUCACCGAGCGGCUGCCGGGCAAGGCGGCGGCGCUGCAGUGGGCGGCGCACCAGCACACGACGGUGGAGGCCACACCGCGGGACCGCGGGAACUGGGCACUGGCGAGCCAGGAAUCCUGCCCGACCGAGCUGCUGUCCAAGAGCGAGUUCCUGCAGUUCGGCCGCAUGCGCUCCUACCCGCUGCAGCAGCUGCGGAACCUGUGCGAGGUGCUGCGGCGGCAAGACCAGGCGCUGCCGCUCACCGGACCAGCCGUGCAGCUGCUGCUGCGGCAGCUGCUGUUUCAUGUGGGGCCCAUCCACAUCAGCACUGCUGGCAGCAGCAGCAUCGCCAGCAGUCGGCAACCUCAGCUGCUUUGGCGCAUGGGCUGGGAGCAGCCUGGGGAUGUGCUGGAUGCGCUUUGUACGGAGUUGGGGGCCCUCGCCGACACCCUGGACGGCAAGGUGCGAGAUCACGACGCCAUCCUGCUGCUGGGCGAGGUGGCGGCUUACCUGGCGGACUGGCACGCACCGUGCGGCGCCGUGGCGCGCCGCUUUGCCGUCAUCACUUUGAGGGAGGCGGACCGGCUGCAGGCGGAGCUGGAUGCAGCAGCAGGAAUAGCGGGAGAUGACCGGCGCGUGUCGGAGUUGCUGGCGCGGCAGGUGCGCUGGCGGGUGAUGGCGCUGCUGUGCUACGGCGCCGGCCCGCUGGCGCCUGCUGGCAGCAGCACUGGUCAGCAGCAUCAGGCAGAGGACGCGGCGGUGAUGGUGCAACUAAUGGUGCAGAUCUGCCAUGGCCUGACCUUCCAGGACAACCCAGCAACACUGAGGGAGCUGCAGCUGCUGCGCGCCCGCGCCCACAACGUCAUGGCUUUACGUGUGGAGCGGCUGCGUGAGCUGAUCAGCGGGCGCGAGGACGCAGUGCUCACGGCCGCAGUGGCAAGUGUGCUGGAGCGCACACCGGCGUCGCUGAGCUGGUAUGAGUUAAUAUACCCUACGUUAGCGCAGCAGCCGCCAGCAGCCAGUUAUCAGGCGGAGGGCUCGGACGGGCGCCUUUACAGUAUCAACAUCCUGGAUGGCACCGUCCUGUUCGACGGCUGCCCGCCCAGCCGCCUGCCCAAAGAAAUUGUCCAGCAUCCGCUGUACGUCCGCACCUUUGGCAGCUUCAACUUCGAGGUGGCAUUUGCUGGGGAAACUGGCAGUGCAGCGGGACCGGGGGGCGGCGGCGAGAUGGUGCUGCAGACGCUGCGCACGGUACGGGGUCGGCUCUACGACUUUCGCCUGUGCGCCGCAGCAGCCGACGAGCAGUUAGCGCAGCUGGUGAUAACGGAGGUUGACGCAGAGCACGGAGGCGAGCGGCUUGAGCUGCUGGACGCGGGGGCCGACAGCAGCUGCCGCGGCUGGGGCGAGCAGCUGCCGGUGCGGCUUCGCGGGCUGCACAGCCACUGGCUGAGCCGGCAGCGCGGCGUGCUGGUGUUGCGGCCGCGCAGCUUCCAGGAGCACGAGUGCGCCUUCCUUGUCAAGUGCCUGCCUGGCAGUGGCAGCAGCGCAAGUAGCAUGAGGCUGCCAAUCAGCGCAGCAACGCCCUGCACGUACGACUGCCGGCGUGUGCCUCUGCAUUUGCAGUCACGGCACUGGUUGGAGCUGCUGCAGCUACUGGUCGUUGAAGGGCAGGCGGCGUCGGAGGCAGCCCAGUCGGCAUUGCUCGACCGCCUGGUGCUGCUGCGGGGAUCCAAGGUUGUGGGCUCCAUCCUCGCCAAGUUUGAGGACCGGCGUUUCAUCCACACCUUCAUCAGUGUCAGCAACGGCGAGGUGUCGUUCGAGCUGCCCCGCUGUGGCCUGGAGUUCAGCAUGCGGCAGCAGGUGCCAGUUGCUGGGGCGGGGCAGAAGCAACCGGGCGGGCACCAGGCCAGCUGUUGCCAGCUGCUGUCGCGCAACUACACCGGCUACCGCCUGAGGCAGGUGCAGCAGCUGGCUGAGCGCUGCAAGACGGGCGGUGGCGCAACAGGCGCAGCCACCUACACGCUGCCCGAAUUCCGGCAGUACCUGGUCCUGGAGCGCAUCCCGCGGCCGUCCGUAGCGCCUGUAGGAGCUCAGCGUGCGGAGGUGCUGGUGCUGGUGCCAGCGGGCGUGGUGGCCAGCCGCGUGUGGGAUGCCAACGCUCCAGCAGAGGUCAAUGUGCACUGUUAUGAGGCGCACGGCCGCUUCGGACACUUGCGCGCCCCCAUGCGCCUAGCACGGCUGCAGCUGGCGGCGCUCUACGCCGCCACCUCCACGCUGCUGCCGGAGCCGGGCAGUCGCUGCACCGGGGCUCAGACGGCCAUGGAGCUGCUGCGGCAGUGCUGGAGCACCCGGCCGCUUGAGGCGGCUGAGGCGGAGCAGCUGGCGGCGGUGGGGCGGCUAGGCGGCCACCUGGCGCCGGGGCUGCACCUGCUCGCACACGACCUCGCCGCCAGCGCGGCGCAACUGGCACACCUGCACGCAGCGUCAGCGGCGGACAACUUACCGGUGUCUUCAGUUGCACCGGCGGCUUCGACUGCAGGGGCAGUUGGCGGCUCAGCUGCUCCGGGCACCGGCAGUGGCAACACCUCCGGCCUUGAUGCACACGACCGCACGGUUAUGCCGCGCCUGUGCGCUGACCAUGCACACGCAUACGCAGCGCACUGGCAUGCAGCAGAAGACGACCUGCCACCAGGCUGGGGUGUGAACCCGCGCAUGCUGCUGACGCCUAUUGAGGAGGAGCGGACUCUGGGCAGGCACCUGCCCUGCAAAGGGCCACCGGCUUGGCGUCGGCAGCGGCUGUUUCAGCCCAUCUCCGUGCUGGGGGUAGCGCCGGCGAUGCCGUUUACUUUUGUGAAGGAAUUGGAGGCGCAACUGCUGGGCUUAAUGACAGUACCAAAAGCAAAGCGCAAAAAGUCCGGCGGCCACCCGUACCCGCUUGCAGCGUCUCACACGCCACUGCGGCCGCUCGAGGCGGACAUGCACGCUGAGCUGCAGGAGAGCUGGGAGGCGCACCGCUCGCAGCCCGAUCUGGCGGCGUAUGGCGUCAAGCCAGAGUGCCUGGAGCGUGUGCGUGGCCUUAAGGCCACCGCUACUGCACACCGCCGCAACCUGGAGGCGCACCUGCUUAGGCAGCUGGCGCUGGUGCCGCAAUCUGUUGGCAGUCGUGGCGUCAGCCUGCGCCUGCUGAGGGCCGCUGCUGCGGCAGCCGAAGCGGGGCCUCUGGACCUGAUGCGAGUCGCGGUGCGGCCCGAGCUGGUCGCUGAGUUCAAUCCGUUCCUGUCACCUGAGGCGGCGCAGGAGCUGCAGCGGCGCGUGCUGACGUGGCUGCAGCUGUGUGUGCUGGAGGACAGGCUUGGGCGGGUGGAGGCGCUGGCGGCGGCACGUGAGGCGGGCGACGACUGCUUGCCACAGCUGGUGCAGGAGCUAGGCGUGCACCGCACCUGGGACAUGGCGGCGCACCCGGAGUGGCUGGUGUUUGAGGUGGAGUCGCAGCUGCAGAUCCGGCCACAGCAGUACACCGUGGCCCGCAUGCUGAUGGAGGGCGGUGACGGGCCCAUCGCACAGCUCAACAUGGGCGAGGGCAAGACGCGCGUCAUCCUGCCCAUGCUGGUGCUCGCGCUCGCGGACGGCAAGCGCGUGGUGUCACUGGCGUUUCUGUCCACGCUGCUGGAUGAGGCCGACGCCUACCUGCACGGGGCGCUGUGUGCGGGCGUGCUGGGCCGCAAGCUGUUCACGAUGCCCUUCCACCGCGACAUCGAGCUCACUCCGGCACGCGUGCUGCGCAUGCGGGCGGCGCUUGCGCACUGCAUGCAGUACCGCGGAGUUCUCCUGGUGGCACCCGAGCACCGCCUGUCCCUGGAGCUCAAAUGGAAGGAGCUCAUUUGCCGGGAGCGGCAAGGGCACGAAGCCACAGCGACGACAGGAGGUGCUGCCGGCUGUUCGCAGCAAGUGGUGACGCUGCUCGCGGCGCUGCUGCGCACCCCCGUCCUCAGCAUCCUGGACGAGAGCGAUGAGUUGCUGCACCACCGGUACCAGCUCAUUUACGCGUGUGGCGGCAAGACCCCUCUGGUAGGCUUCGAGGCCCGCACCGGCGCCAUCCGCGCUGUGUUCGACUCCAUCGCCGUCCUGUCCAACAGCGGUGAGCUGCGCCUGCCGCACGCCAGCCGUGUUCUGGAACCGCCCAUGACAUCCAGUCCGGACGAGGAGGCACCAUCCGGAGGCAAAGCGGACCCUGUGGCGGCAGCUGUGGCUGCGGGCAUGUUCUGCGGCCUGCGGCUGCUGCCGGGCCCAGACCUGGAGGCCGCGCUGCCCGCCUUCCACGAGCAGCUGGCACGUCACGUGCUGGACCACCUGCCGUUCGAGUUCCAGAAGAUGGCCGACGUGCUGGACGAGGAAGAAAUGGAGCUGGUGGUGGCUUGUGUUACGAAACUGGAUGAGGCCGCCGAGGAGGCGCUGGGCGAGGAGCUAAUGGCCAAGCUGACGGGCCCGGGCGGCGGCUCGGACCUGUACGAGUUCGUGCUGGCGCUGCGCGGGCUGCUGGGCGGCGGCAUCCUGAGGCACGGCCUGACGCUGCGGAACCAGGUCGACUACGGCAUCGACAGGCGCAAGGCCAGCAUCGCAAGCAGUGCCACACGUACCCGGACGCGCAUGGCUGUGCCGUACCGUGCCGCACACACGCCCUCGGAGCGCUCCGAGUUCGCGCAGCCCGACGUUGCGCUGCUGCUGACUCAUCUGGCCUACCGCUAUGACGGCCUGACCCUGCCCGAGUUCACGGCCGCGGUGGAUCGGCUGCUGCACGGGCUGGGCAAGGAGGCGGCGGCGGACCAUUAUCGUGAAUGGGUGGGGCUGUCGGCUGAGAGCAUCCCGCAGGACGAGCUGGCUCGUUUUUCGGACGUGAACCAGCUGGACGCCAGCAGCAGCUCCCAGAUGGCGGCCAUGCACCGCCACCUGCGCCGCAACACCGCUGUGGUGGACUUCUGGCUACGGUACUGUGUGCUGCCGGCCGAGACCCGGCAGUACCCGCAGCGGCUGGGGGCGAGUGCCUGGGACCUGGCGGCGGCGGGCGCCCGCGUCAUGGGCUUCAGCGGCACCAAUGACAACUACCGGUUACUGCCGCUGCGCCUGCACCAGGCGGCCCCGGAAGACGCCGCCCUGAAGGCCACAAACGGCAGGAUGCUGGACGUGACCAUUAAGCACACGCGAGGCUUCCAUACGCUGUCAUCGGUCGAGGACUCUGGCGGCGUGCCUGUGUGGCAGUCGCUGCUGCAGAUGGCGCUGGACACUGGGGCGCAUGCGGUUCUGGACUGCGGCGCACUGAUGGCGGGCACCAGCAACAGGCGCGCUGCCGAGUACCUACUGGCCGGGCCGCGUCUGCAGCGCCUGCAGCAGCUGCGCUUCCGCGGCGUCACCUACUUUGAUGAGGCGGCGCGCGGCUGGGUGGUGCUGGAGCACACCGGCCGCUGCCUGCCCCGAGCCAGCUCGCCGCUGCAGGAGCACGAAACCUUCGUGCUCUACGAUGAGGCGCGCUGCCGUGGCGCGGAUCUGAAGCUGCAGCGGAGCGCGGUCGGGCUGCUGACGCUGGGGCCGCGCGUGUGCAAGGACAAGCUCAUGCAGGCGGCGGGGCGGCUGCGGCAGCUGAGCCGCGGCCAGGCACUGCGCUUUGCUGCGACCGCUGACAUUGCUGCUCGCGUGGUGGAGUACGCCGCAGCAUCCGGAUCAGCUGGCGGCGCAGCAGCAGCUGCUGCUGGUGGUUCCACGGACCCUGGCGCUGUCGACGUGCUGGCGUGGGUGAUGGGCAACACCGUGGACGCCAACCUGCACGGCGUGGUGCAGUGGGCGGCGCAGGGGCUGCACUUCGCGACCACCCUCGGCGCUCCGGAGCGCUCCGUGCAGGAUGAGGUGCUGGGCCUGCGAGAGCUCUACGCGAGCAGCAAGGCGCCGCACCCCGUUGGCAAGGUGGUGGCGGCGGCCGCGAAGCAGGCGCGGCUGCGCCGUGGUAGUGGCGCAGGUGACAGCACCGACGGUGGUGCCGCAGCAGGCGGCGACGCUGAUAGCAGUAUUUGCGAUGGGUCAAUGGCAGCAGCGACAAAGUUAAUACGCAAGCUCCAGCAGCGGGCGCGCCAAUAUGGCGAGGGCCACUCCGUCCGCGCUGGCAGUGGCGCGGACGAGGAGUGUGAGCGGGAGCUGGAGCAGGAGGAAGAGGAGGAGCAGGAGAGGCAGCCCCCGAUGCAGAAGCCCCGGCUGGAGACAAACUGGCCAUCGUACUCCGCCGCGUGCACAGCCUCCACUCUGGUGCAGCUGCAAGCAGCCGCCGCGCACGGCACGCUGCAGCCGCUUUCUACAGCGGUGGAUUGGUUGGACAGCCAGGACCCGACCCAACCCAUGGACGCUGUACCCUGGUCAGGCAGGGUGUACAUCAGCUGCAACUACCUGCACGCCAUCGCGGACCUGCCCGAUGACCAGCCGCUGAACGACUACCUGCGGCCGGUGGGCUGGCUGCUGGUGCUGUCGGGCGGGGAGGUGGUGCUGCUGUCGGAGCGCGAGGCAGACCAGCUGCUGGCGGCGGCCUGGCAUGCAGCGGCCAAAGGCGCCGCAGCUGCUGGCCGUAGCGGUGCCACGGCGACAGAUGGGCCGCUGCUCGUGAGCCUGGCCUACGCCUGGCAGGCGGUAGCCUCACUGCCGCGGGCCAAGCCGCCGCUGCUGGUCACUAACCUGGGGCUGGCGGCAGCUGGCAUCGCGCAGGACCCUGCGACUGCAUGGCCUCAGCUUCGGAGGCGGCUGGGUGUCCGUCAGCUGAUCAGUGUGCGGGUGUUUGCCGGCGAGACCUCCUACCGGGUCCGCCCGGGCAUCAUGGGCGCCGCACCGAGCAAUGGCAACGCAGAGCUGAAGGCCGCGGCGCAGAAGGUGGAGGCGGAGCUGCGGCGCCUGGUGGAGGGGCGGCGGCCGCAGGUGCAGCAGCUGCUGGUGAUGCGAGGCCGUCAAUCGCAGAUGACGCGCAGUGACCUGGAGAAGGCCGUGGAGGGGCUGCAGCUGCAGCUGUGAGUUGAACUGGAAAUGGGCUGCAGCAACUGCGUCGUCGAAGUCCAUGUGGCCCACUAACUCCUUUGAGUCCGGGGGCGCGUUGGGAAAAGCAAAGGUCCAUGUCGAUUGGGAGAAUGUAGCACCAUGUCCGUAGCGUCAUGACUGCCUGAGUUAAAGUAAGCGGCUGCAUGGACACGGAAUCAAGGGAGUAGCGUGGCAUGCUGCAUGCAAGUUGAAUUACUGUAGGUUGCGUUGAGAGGGCAAUAUUUCGUGGAGUAGCGCAUUGCGGAUUCUGGCGUUUAUGGCUGUACAUCAGGAACGCCACGAAGGGAUACAGGCGCGUGACAUUGCUUACGUGUUGGUGGUUGCCUCGCACGGUGUGCCGAAGACGACACGACAUGCAGGCAAUAAGCGCUGUGCUUGAGAGGAGCUGAGGUCCCAGGGGGCUGAGGUCAGAAAGUCUGGAGUUGGUGUCAAGUAUCGUGUUGCUGUUCCAUGUUCCAGGUGCAUGUACUCUGCGUGAUGCUUACUUGACCAUACCAUGUUCUCUGUAGCGCCCAAGCUUGUGUCAACUGCGAGAUAGGAAGCAAGCCAUGCUAUUUGUUCAAGCUGGCCGCAGCGCAGUUGUGCAAGUUGGCACCUCCCUGAUA
Molecule: messenger RNA, 10903 nt
Organism: Chlamydomonas reinhardtii
Lineage: Eukaryota; Viridiplantae; Chlorophyta; Chlorophyceae; Chlamydomonadales; Chlamydomonadaceae
Exons: 17
Coding region: 612-10274 (3220 amino acids)
Source: RefSeq, a predicted model, not a curated record